AGCUGGCUAACGUUAGCUCCUCAGACACCGUACAGCAGAGAUGGAUGACGGUGACGAGCCGGGGAUAGUCCUCUCUCACAACACUUCUUCAGGCUCUAAGUCAGGUGGGGACAAGAUGUUUUCCCUCAAGAAGUGGAACGCUGUGGCGAUGUGGAGCUGGGACGUGGAGUGCGACACUUGUGCUAUUUGCCGGGUACAAGUGAUGGACGCUUGUCUCCGAUGUCAGGCAGAAAACAAACAGGAGGACUGUGUUGUUGUCUGGGGUGAAUGCAACCACUCCUUCCAUAACUGCUGCAUGUCCCUUUGGGUGAAGCAGAACAAUCGCUGUCCCCUCUGCCAGCAGGACUGGGUUGUUCAGAGAAUCGGGAAAUAACUCCAGGCAGUCUGAUUCACAGACGACACCUGUGUGUGCACCUAAAAGAGGUGACGGACUUUGCAAUUAGUACUGCAGCGUCAUGUGCAGAGAGCCACAGACACCGACAACUGUCCUCCUACUUAUGAAUGCAUGUUCCAGUAGUCCUGGUGUCAAAGGUUGGAUGGACAAAAUUAAAGCGACAUUGACCUGUUGGUCACUAAUUGAUUGAUGUGGCUGGAGGGAUCAUGCGGAGAAGGAUGAACCUUGUUGCGUCACAUUAGCUUUGUGUAACUGUCUGUGGUGGUGCUCAGCACCUUGAAUAUGUGACUGUCUUUAUAAAAAUAAAGAAGUGUGUAUACCUGUAAA
Molecule: messenger RNA, 721 nt
Organism: Centropristis striata (black sea bass)
Lineage: Eukaryota; Metazoa; Chordata; Actinopteri; Perciformes; Serranidae
Gene: rnf7
Product: ring finger protein 7
Exons: 3
Coding region: 41-373 (110 amino acids)
Biological process (GO): protein ubiquitination; ubiquitin-dependent protein catabolic process
Cellular component (GO): Cul5-RING ubiquitin ligase complex; nucleus
Molecular function (GO): cullin family protein binding; ubiquitin protein ligase activity; zinc ion binding
Source: RefSeq, a predicted model, not a curated record